ACAGUGUCCAAGAUGAAUGAUAACCUGUUUGCCAGUUUGGACAGGCUUUUGUUGGAAUUUGUUUUCCAGUAUGAACAAGACAUAAGUAUUAAAGAAGAUACGAUUCAAAGAAUUAAUAAAUGCCUUGAAAGUAUUAAAGAAAAGAAAGCAAAUGUUUCUAAGCUACGUGAAGCUAUAACCAAAGUAGAUGAAGACAUUGCUUUUUACUAUAAACAUAGUAAAGAAAUCAAAGACAGCUGUAGUAACUGGAAGCCAACAUGUGAUGUUUUUCAUAAACAUGAAGAUUAUAUAAAAGACCAGCUUACUGCUUACCAAGAAACCAAUGAGAAAGACAAAAAAAUGUAUCAUGAUUAUAUAUGUCAGUAUGAAGAUGUUUUGAAACAAUACCAACUAAAAUACUCAGAAACACGUUUUUCAUGUAAAUAUUAUGAGAAGAAAAAAGAACAUGAAGAAAUUAAAAAUAGAGUGUUGGCAUGUACUGAACAACUACAAUUGAAUGAAACUAUUCUUAUGAAAUUUCUAGUGCCUGCUCCUUUCCCAUCUCUGACUAAAUGGACAUUAUACGUAGUUAAUUUGAGAUACAGAACACAAGAUAUUCUUAAAUGUGCCAACAAUUUUAUCAAAAGAUCGUUUGAAUUGGAAAAAGAAGCAGAUGAUGUGGAAAUAGAAAUUAAUUCUUUAAAUAAGAUGGCAAGACUUUUUGAAAAUAAAACAUUUUCAGAAGCUCUAGACGAAAAGAACAAAAAUACAGAAAAGAGAAAAGAAUUUGAAGAGAGAAUUUUUGAAAAUGAUGAGCAAGUAUCGAACAGAAGCUCUCAAAAUAGCCCGUUGUUACUGCCAUGUGAGUCUCAGAAAUUUGUAAGAAAUAUGAAUUCUUCAGAAGCAAGAAUUACAGAUAAAAAAGAAGAAAGUUCAGCCAAUCAGUCAAAGUUUGUUAGAAGUGAUGUGAGACAAAAAGAAAAUGAUCCACAGAUACUUAAUGACUCUGGUAUGGAUGGUAAUUCAGAAUCUUCACAUAUUCCAGCUGUUAAAAGUUCACAAGGUUUUAUGCAAUUCAGAUUGAAUCAACCAAAUUACAAUCAACGGAUUGAAAAAGAACAUAUAGAUGCUGAAUGUGGAGAUAAAGAGACAGUAAGACAAGUAAGAGAAUCAAAAUGUAGUACACAGGCCCUACACAUAGAACACUUUGAAAAGUCCAUAGAAAAUAAUAGUGUUGAAGAGGAAAGAGAUGAGAAUUUUCCUCAAACUCCUGAAACUCCUUCAUUUCUAAGAACUCCUGAAGCGCUGAAGACACCUGAAUCUAUGGAGAAAAUGCAGUUCCCUAAAAGCCCCUUCUUUGAAAUAACUAAAAAUGCAACAUCUGAAGGACAUAAACAAAAGGAUUCUCCUGGAUUUUCAUUUCUUAUGAGUUACACCUCUAGAUCACCUGGACUAAAUUUAUUUGAUUCUUCUGUAUCUGAUUCAGAAAUCUCAUCGGAUCAGUUUAAUGAACAUUACUCUGCAGUAAAUCUAAAUCCUUCUUCAUCACAACAAGGAAUUGGAAACUUAUUUGGAAAAUCAGAAGGAGAAGAUGCCUUCACAUUUUCUUUUUCAUCAGACUCUUCUCACACAUUUGGAGCUGGAAAAGAUGACUUUAGUUUUCCAUUUUCUUUUGAACAGGAUCAAAGCACAAUGACUUCUUCUUCCUCAAAAGAUUUUUCAUCCUCACAAAAUAAAACACAAUUUAUGUUUUUUUGA
Mus caroli (Ryukyu mouse) is the source of this 1737-nucleotide messenger RNA. The record is from RefSeq and is a predicted model, not a curated record. NCBI's taxonomy places the organism in Eukaryota, Metazoa, Chordata, Mammalia, Rodentia, Muridae.